This is a messenger RNA of Chaetura pelagica (chimney swift), 1851 nucleotides long. RefSeq names its product protein inhibitor of activated STAT, 3 (gene PIAS3). Gene Ontology annotation, molecular function: zinc ion binding; transcription coregulator activity; SUMO ligase activity. NCBI's taxonomy places the organism in Eukaryota, Metazoa, Chordata, Aves, Apodiformes, Apodidae. Gene Ontology annotation, biological process: protein sumoylation; regulation of transcription by RNA polymerase II. The record is from RefSeq and is a predicted model, not a curated record. The coding region runs from base 1 to 1851 and encodes 616 amino acids. The transcript is spliced from 13 exons.
AUGGUGAUGAGCUUUAGGGUGUCAGAGCUCCAAGUUCUCCUGGGCUUUGCUGGAAGGAACAAGAGUGGGAGGAAGCACGAGCUGCUCAGCAAGGCCCUGCAGCUGCUGCGCUCGGGCUGCAGCCCGGCCGUCCAGAUGAAGAUCAAGGAGCUCUAUCGAAGGAGGUUCCCCAGGAAGGUCCUCACCCCUUCUGACCUCUCCAUGCUCCACCUCCCAGGGGGACAGCUCCCCUCAGCCACCACCCUGGCCCAGGGCACUGUUUGCCACCUGCCCUAUGAGCCUGGGACCAGCAGCUCCGGGCCGGCCGCGCUGCUGCCGCCGGUGCCGGCGCUGGCACCCAAACGUGAGGGGGACAUCCAGCACCUGUCACCUGCACACCCCGUCCACCCAGAUGUCAAGAUGAAGAGGUUGCCCUUCUAUGAUGUCUACGACGAGCUGAUCAAACCCACCACCUUAGCCUCAACCAGCAGCCAGAGGUUUGAGGAAGCUCAUUUCACCUUUGCCCUCACACCCCAGCAGGUCCAGCAGAUCCUCACCUCCCGGGACAUCCUCCCUGGUGCCAAGUGUGAUUACACGACCCAAGUGCAAUUAAGGUUCUGCCUGUGUGAGACCAGCUGUCCCCAGGAAGAUUACUUCCCUCCUAAUUUAUUUGUCAAGGUCAACGGGAAACUCUGUCCCCUCCCUGGUUACCUGCCCCCCACCAAGAACGGCGCCGAGCCCAAGCGCCCCAGUCGCCCCGUCAACAUCACGGCCCUGGCGCGGCUCUCGGCCACCCACCCCAACAUCAUCGUGGUCAACUGGUCCUCGGAGUUUGGCAGGAACUACUCCCUCUCUGUGUACCUGGUGAAGCAGCUGACCUCGGUGGCUCUGCUGCAGAAGCUGAGAGCCAAGGGCAUCCGCAACCCCGACCACUCCCGAGCCCUCAUCAAAGAAAAGCUCACAGCAGACCCUGACAGUGAGAUUGCCACCACCAGCCUACGUGUUUCCCUCAUGUGUCCACUGGGGAAGAUGAGGCUGGUGGUUCCCUGCAGAGCCAGCACCUGCAGCCACCUCCAGUGCUUCGACGCCGCCCUCUACCUGCAGAUGAACGAGAAGAAACCCACCUGGACCUGCCCCGUGUGUGACAAGAAGGCCCCCUAUGACACCCUCAUCAUUGAUGGGUUGUUCAUGGAAAUCCUGAAUUCCUGCACGGACUGUGAUGAGAUCCAGUUCAUGGAGGAUGGUUCCUGGUGCCCCAUGAAGCCCAGGAAGGAGGGCCCAGAGCUGUGCCCAACCCCUGCCUUUGGGGGCAUCGAGGCCAGUUCCCUUUACAGCGUCAGCCCCGAGGGCAGGAGCUCCUCGGAGGGGAAGAAGAAGGUGGAGGUGAUUGAUCUGACCCUGGACAGCUCGUCGGAUGAGGAGGAGCCACCGCCGGCCAAGAGGCCCUGCCCACCCCCCGGCCCGGCAGCCAAGGGGGCACCAGGGCUGGACCACCAACCCUCCUCCGUGCUCCGCAGCCCCCCGCUGGCAGCUCUGGGCACUGAUUAUCUCUCCAACCUCCCCCUUCCCGACUACCACCCCUCCUACCCGGUGUCCUCCGAGCUCCAAGGUCUGGAUUUGUUUUCCUUCCUUCAAAGUGAAAACCAGCACUACAGCCCCUCGGUCAUCACCUCCCUGGACGAGCAGGACACCCUGGGCCCUUUCUUCCAGUACAGGGGCACAUCCAACCACUUCCUGAACGUCAGCCCCCUGGGCCCCCCCAUGGGGGGGACCCACAGGAUCAGCAGCAUCGUGUCCCCCGGGACCCUGCGCCAGAGCCACGGGCACAGCCCGGCCCUGCCCGCCCGCCCCGACGUCAUCUCCCUGGACUGA